Messenger RNA from Aspergillus neoniger CBS 115656, 1419 nucleotides. Its product is annotated as phosphatidylinositol N-acetylglucosaminyltransferase subunit A/GPI3. The record is from RefSeq and is a predicted model, not a curated record. The transcript has 4 exons. Gene Ontology annotation, cellular component: glycosylphosphatidylinositol-N-acetylglucosaminyltransferase (GPI-GnT) complex. Gene Ontology annotation, molecular function: phosphatidylinositol N-acetylglucosaminyltransferase activity. Gene Ontology annotation, biological process: GPI anchor biosynthetic process. NCBI's taxonomy places the organism in Eukaryota, Fungi, Ascomycota, Eurotiomycetes, Eurotiales, Aspergillaceae. Bases 1 to 1419 code for a protein of 472 amino acids.
AUGGUCAGUGACUUUUUCUUCCCCCAGCCAGGGGGAAUUGAAAGUCACAUAUAUCAGCUAUCGACCAAGCUUAUCGAUCGCGGCCAUAAAGUCAUCAUCAUAACCCAUGCCUACAAGGGACGAACCGGCGUUCGCUAUCUCACCAAUGGGCUCAAAGUAUACCAUGUCCCCUUCUUCGUGAUCUACCGGGAGUCGACCAUGCCGACGGUCUUCUCGUUCUUCCCUAUCUUCCGAAAUAUUGUGAUUCGUGAGCAGAUUCAGAUUGUACAUGGCCAUGCAAGCUUGAGCAGCUUCUGUCACGAAGCUAUUCUUCAUGCACGGACAAUGGGCCUCCGGACAGUUUUUACCGACCAUUCGCUGUUUGGGUUUGCAGAUGCGGCGUCAAUUCUCACCAACAAGCUGCUCAAGUUCAUCUUGAGUGACGUAGACCAUGUCAUUUGUGUCAGUCAUACAUGCAAGGAGAACACGGUCCUUCGAGCCUCGCUAGACCCGUUGAUGGUGUCUGUCAUUCCCAAUGCGGUGGUUGCAGAGAACUUCCGACCCCCAGAGCCACGGCCAAUAGCGCGACCCAUGGAGCCCAACGAUAUUAUCACGAUUGUUGUCAUAUCCCGUCUUUUCUACAAUAAAGGAACCGAUCUCCUUAUUGCCGCCAUUCCCCGGAUACUUGCGUCCCAUCCGAAUGUACGAUUCAUCAUUGCCGGAUCAGGGCCCAAAGCCAUCGAUCUCGAACAGAUGCUAGAGAGGAAUGUUCUCCAGGACAAGGUUGAAAUGCUUGGCUCGGUGCGACACGAAGAAGUUCGUGACGUGAUGAUCCGGGGACACAUCUAUCUACAUCCGAGUUUGACUGAAGCGUUCGGUACUGUCCUUGUGGAAGCUGCAAGCUGUGGUCUAUACGUGGUGUGCACACGCGUUGGUGGCAUUCCCGAGGUGCUCCCCCAACACAUGACAACUUUUGCGAAACCGGAGGAGGAUGAUAUCGUGCUUGCCACUGGAAAAGCCAUCGCCGCAUUGCGUUCGAACAAAGUCCGCACGGAUCGAUUCCACGACCAGGUCAAAAUGAUGUAUUCUUGGACGGACGUAGCCGAACGUACGGAACGUGUCUACAAAGGCAUCUCCGGGGACAUUAGCCCCGAGGAAUUCUACGGCUACUAUCCCGGACAGGGAUGGGAGGCCGGUCGGGACCGGGUGCGAAGCUUUGCCCUUAUUGACCGUUUGAAACGGUACUACGGAUGCGGAGUGUGGGCAGGCAAGCUGUUCUGUCUUUGCGUGGUGAUCGACUUCUUACUCUAUGUUUUCUUGGAGAUGUGGUUUCCCCGUGCAAACAUUGACAUUGCGCGCAGCUGGCCUAAGAAGAUCAACCAAAAAGAGAACAAACGGCCAGGGUCUACGUAUAAAGGCGACCGUCUGGGGCCUGCAUAA